Raphanus sativus (radish) is the source of this 1305-nucleotide messenger RNA. RefSeq lists its product as uncharacterized. The transcript has a single exon. The record is from RefSeq and is a predicted model, not a curated record. NCBI's taxonomy places the organism in Eukaryota, Viridiplantae, Streptophyta, Magnoliopsida, Brassicales, Brassicaceae. Bases 217 to 1164 code for a protein of 315 amino acids.
ACAAUUUGCAAUAGCAGAAAGCUAGGAGUUGCUAAAAGGCUAAAUAAACAAAACCUAAAGAGAAAGACGAAGAGAAAAGCAACAUUUUAAACCAAAAGAAAAAAAUCACAUUAUCAAAAGCUAAAGCAUCGUAUUCGAGAUCGAUCAUAUAUAUCUAACCAAGUGAACCAAGAAGAAGAGAGAAUCCAAGUUGAAAAACACACACAAAAGAAAGAGAUGAUCAGAGGAGGAGGAGGAAAGUCUUCAGGCUACUCUGCAGAUCUCAUGGUGUGUUUCCCAUCAAGAACACACUUGUCUCUACCUUCUAAAUCCAUUUGCAGCCCUUCUCACUCCCUAAGCCGCCGUCAAACUGCUCCUCCUCAUCAUCAUCAUCACCACCGCCGCAGCUUCAGUAAGCUCUCUGGAAGCGGCGGCGUCCGCCAGAGCCGCGUUAGGGAGAUAGCGGAAGAACCAACGUCGCCGAAAGUCACGUGCGCCGGUCAGAUCAAAGUGCGGCCGAGCAAACGCGGAGGAGGAGGAGGAGGAGGAGGCAAGAACUGGCAGUCGCUGAUGGCGGAGAUAGAGAAGAUACAUAGAAGCAAGUCGGAGAGUAAGUUCUUGGGGAUCAAGAAAGAUGUCUUGGGGUUCUUGUCUUGUCUCCGCGACUUUGAUUUCCGGUGUUUCGGCGCGUUUCCUCCGGUAGAUGCAAUCUCCGACCAAGAAGAAGAAGAAGAAGAUGACGAAGAGGAGGAAGAAGACGACGAAGAAGUGAUGAGGACACAGUCAGGGACAGUUUUCUCAAACUGGCUGACGUUUCUACACGAAAAGCAAAACGUCGAAGGUGUCGAAGCGGUUUCGGACAACGCGGAAACUGCGGUUCCGCCGCCAAACGCGUUGUUGCUGAUGCGGUGCAGGUCUGCACCGGUUAAGAACUGGUUGGAGACAGAAGAGGAGAAGAAGGUAGAAUGCGAAGACACUAGAAAACAGAGCGGAGAAGAGGAGAAGGAGACGGUGAGCAAGAAGAAGGAUCUGAGAUCAUUGAUGGAGGAGGAGGAGAAUGUGAAAAUGGUGGUGAUGGAUUACGACACAAACUAUUACAAACUGUCUUCAGACAUAGCCAAGGAAACUUGGGUUGUAGGUGGAAUUCAAGAUUCUCUGUUUCGAAGUAGAAGCUGGAAUAAAUGAUCUUUGUUAUUUGAUCAUUGUUAAUUCCCUUUGUGAAACUAAUACUUUUUUUCACUUUCUUGUGAGUUAAGUUAAAAGUAAAAGCUUUUCUUGUAAUAAUAAAACAUCCCUGUGAAUAAAUUUGAGACUAUUUCCAUCAAA